Poeciliopsis prolifica (blackstripe livebearer) is the source of this 475-nucleotide messenger RNA. RefSeq names its product protein NLRC3-like. NCBI's taxonomy places the organism in Eukaryota, Metazoa, Chordata, Actinopteri, Cyprinodontiformes, Poeciliidae. The coding region runs from base 41 to 472 and encodes 143 amino acids. The transcript has a single exon. The record is from RefSeq and is a predicted model, not a curated record.
CAGAGAAGAAGAAGCAGACCUACCCAACUCCCUGACAGAGAUGUAUAUCCUCUACCUGGUGGUUCUGUCCAAGGUGAAGAAGGUCAAGUAUGAUGAAAACACUGACAAAAAUACAUUCUGGACUCCAGAGACCAGGGAAAUGAUUAAAUCAUUGGGAAAACUGGCCUUUGAGCAGUUAAUGAAAGGGAACCUGAUUUUCUAUGAAUCUGACCUGACAGAGUGCGGCAUUGAUGUCAGAGCAGCCUCAGUGUAUUCAGGGGUGUUCACAGAGAUCUUUCAGGAGGAAAAGGGUUUUUUCCAUCAGAACAUGUUCUGUUUUGUCCACUUGAGCAUUCAGGAGUUUUUGGCUGCUCUUCACGUCCAUCUGACGUUCAUCAACACUGGUGUCAAUCUGCUGGCAGAAGAGAAUCAGACUCACCUGAGUCAAAGAUGUCUGAAGAACAAGUUGAGCACUUCUACAAGAAAGCUAUAGAGA